AUGUCAAGAAUCAUCCUCUUGGUUGCUCUCUGUGCUUUCGCUGUUUCGGGACAUUAUCCCAAAUGUUUCUUGCCGUUGUCAAGGGGAACAUCCUGUAGCGAUCCGCCAUCUCAAAGAUAUCACUUCGAUCCAAAACUCAAUCAGUGUCACGCUUUUCAAUAUAAAGGAUGUGCCGGAACAUUGAACAACUACAAAACACUUAAGGACUGCGAAGAUACAUGUGCCCUAGAUCCAUCUAACAUCAUCCAAUGUCCUCUCCACACCAGAACCAUUUUUGACAGCAAGAAUAAUAAUCAAUGUUCGAAAAAUUCGAAAUCUGGUGAAGGCUGUGAAAGUCCAGAUGCAUACUGCACCCACUUCGCAUCUAUGUCUCUCUGCUGCAACCGUACCGUUGUCCUUGGAUAUCAAUCAGACAAGUCUUCUACUUGCCCAAAUGGAAAAGCUCGUUGGCAAAUCGAUGGAUCUGCCGUAUUGGCCAAAUCAUGUGAAGCAGUCGCCUGCCCAACGGGAUACACUUGUCAAAACGGAAAUUUCUUCUCUUAUUGUUGUGAAAACUAA
This is a messenger RNA of Caenorhabditis remanei, 558 nucleotides long. RefSeq lists its product as uncharacterized. Lineage: Eukaryota; Metazoa; Nematoda; Chromadorea; Rhabditida; Rhabditidae. The transcript is spliced from 3 exons. Gene Ontology annotation, molecular function: serine-type endopeptidase inhibitor activity. The record is from RefSeq and is a predicted model, not a curated record. The coding region runs from base 1 to 558 and encodes 185 amino acids.